Guillardia theta CCMP2712 is the source of this 1635-nucleotide messenger RNA. RefSeq lists its product as hypothetical. Gene Ontology annotation, biological process: 7-methylguanosine mRNA capping. Gene Ontology annotation, molecular function: mRNA guanylyltransferase activity; polynucleotide 5'-phosphatase activity; ATP binding. Lineage: Eukaryota; Cryptophyceae; Pyrenomonadales; Geminigeraceae. The record is from RefSeq and is a predicted model, not a curated record. The transcript is spliced from 16 exons. Bases 1 to 1635 code for a protein of 544 amino acids.
AUGGCAGAGAAGCGGAAAGCAGAUUCCUCCCAGGGCCUGAUGGGCAUGAUCAAGCAGCAGCUGAGCGACAUGCCCUCUCAGAACAAGAAGCCGCGCCAGGCCGAGAAGAACAUGGGCGCUGACCCUGUCCAAACCCUCUUCAACAGGCUCAAGGACAUCAGAGACGACUUCUACAAGAGGGGGGACAUGGGCGCUUGCAACGUCGAGAUAGAAGCCAAGCUGGGGCUCAUCGUCUCCUCUGAGACCGGAGGGAGGACGGGAGCCUUCACCCCCGGGGCAGGAGCGAUUGAGAUGCUUCCUGGAGUGAUGAAGGGGAAGAAGUUCGUGUCCGGAGUGUCGAGGAAAGACUUCGAGAGCUUCAAGAGGCUGCAGGAGGUACCUAGCCUUGCUGAGAAGGUCGCCAAGAAGACGCACGCGUACACCUACAACGACGACCAGCGGAUCCAGACGGACGAGGAGGGGAACGUGAUACUUGAGAUGAAGACCCGAGAGCUGGAGUUCCAGAUUCACCUUCCCUCCUGUCCAUAUGAUUGCAGGAUCACAGUCUCCAUCGAGAAGCCUCUGGAGCAGAGCGAGAAGGUAGUGGUGAAGGAGGGAUGGCACUCCCACAGAGUCAAGGACCGAGCUUCCUUCGUCGAUCUCAAGGCUCGGCACGGACACCCGAAGGUUUCUCAAUGGCAGGCAGACUUCACUCGAGUCGCGACCUCAGUCCAGCGAGACCCGACGGUGGAGGAGACGUUUGAGGUGGAGCUGGAGCUGAAGGCGGAAGAAUGCAAGUCAUGGAUACAGGCGAACGAAGCUGAGGAUGCAAAGCAGAAGACUGGCGACAUCGCAAGGGACCUGUGGAAUCGUAUCAGCCAGAUGAUGCCGAGGGAACAGACUGCUGGCAAACUUGUAGAGGUCAAGGACUACGCGGUGGAGGAGGCAGCGCAGCGCGUUUGCGUUGCCUGCUUUGACUCGGCGGAGGCCAACAACUCGGUCAAGUUUGAGUUUCCCGGGACUAUGCCCAUCGGCUUCAGCCGCAAGUCGAUUGAGAAGGUGCAGAAAGAGAGCUACAUGGUGUCCGAGAAGACGGAUGGGAUCCGCUACCUCCUUGCCUGCGUCGCUUCUCCCGAGGCUGGGAAGCCGCCCGUCGCUGUACUUCUCGACAGGAAGUUCAAGGCCUGGACGAUGGAGGGGAUGGAGGAGAUCGGGGCUGCUCUGGGCGUUGGGACUGUUCUUGAUGGAGAGCAAGGGGCCGACCGCGUCGAUUUCACCGACCACAUUCACCUCGGCAAGAAACUCGCGUGCGCUUGCGCUGCGUCGCUGAUGGGGAGCUGUUGGGCAGGGAAGGAAGAGAAGUACAGACUGCUGGGCGACCUCGGGCAUCAGAGCAGCCUGAUCACCGAGUGGGAGUACUGCGCCGACCAGGGCGCCUGGAUCUACAAGAUGCCCAGACCUGACAAGAAGAAGCCCAACUUCUCGAGGACAGUCCUAGCGACCAUCAUGGAGAUCGCGGAGGGGAUGGACAUCGAGGAGCUGGAGUACCGCCUCACCUUUAGGAACCCAGAGGAGGAUGACUGGACGUACCAGAUCGACAAGAAGCGGAAAGAAAUCCUCGCCACCCGCCUGCAGAGCAACGGCAGCCAUCACUAG